Messenger RNA from Ambispora gerdemannii, 233 nucleotides. The record is from the annotation of a GenBank genome assembly. NCBI's taxonomy places the organism in Eukaryota, Fungi, Glomeromycota, Glomeromycetes, Archaeosporales, Ambisporaceae.
AAGAGGAUAUAAAUACAAUUCAGGAAGAACUUGGUAUUGUUGGUUAUACUAAUGAAGAAAUAGCAGAAGAAGCUGAUAAAAAUGUAAGAGUGUACCUUCAAAGAUUUGAGAAAUUUCAUGGCCUCUUAAAAGAUGAUCUAGGUGUGUUAAUAAAAAAAUUCGCUGAUAUAAAGGUAAAAAAAUUUUGGUUUACUGAUGAGGAACUACCAUUAUUUUCAAAUAUCUCUCCUUAA